Molecule: messenger RNA, 371 nt
Organism: Medioppia subpectinata
Lineage: Eukaryota; Metazoa; Arthropoda; Arachnida; Sarcoptiformes; Oppiidae
Source: the annotation of a GenBank genome assembly
UCAUGCUGUUGGGCCCAAACGCGAACAAUUGGCCAGGCUGGAUUGAACUUGCUGGAAGUAUCGGAAGGGUUUGUGGCCACUUUUUACGCUGAUCAAGUUGGUCAAAUAACCAUCGGCUACGGACACGCUUGCAUUUGGCAUAACAAUUGCGUUGAUAUCACCCCUCCCAUUACUAUGGACCAGGGCGUUCAGAUACUAAUGAGCGAUCUAGUUGAGUUUGAAAAUUGUGUUAACGCUGCCGCGCCCCAGCUCAAUCAAAAUCAAUUUGACGCGGUUAGUUAACAUUAUUACUAAAAUUAUUAUUUAGAUUUAUUUUAUAUCUAUAUAAACAAAAUUUGCGUAUAUACCCCAAUAAUCAUCUAUAUGAUUUA